Telopea speciosissima is the source of this 1592-nucleotide messenger RNA. Its product is annotated as cytochrome P450 77A1. The transcript has 2 exons. NCBI's taxonomy places the organism in Eukaryota, Viridiplantae, Streptophyta, Magnoliopsida, Proteales, Proteaceae. Gene Ontology annotation, cellular component: membrane. Gene Ontology annotation, molecular function: oxidoreductase activity, acting on paired donors, with incorporation or reduction of molecular oxygen, NAD(P)H as one donor, and incorporation of one atom of oxygen; iron ion binding; heme binding. Bases 21 to 1562 code for a protein of 513 amino acids. The record is from RefSeq and is a predicted model, not a curated record.
GUUUCUGCUAGUUCCCAUCAAUGGAGCUCAUCGACGUCCUUCUCCUCCUUCUCGCAGCUCUCGUCACCUCCCUAUGGUGGAAAUACUGGUCCAUCACGGGCAGCGGUCCAAAGAACCUCCCACCCGGACCACCGGGUUGGCCACUGGUCGGAAAUCUGAUCCAAGUCAUUCUCCAACGCCGGCCCUUCAUGUACGUUGUUCGAGAUCUCCGGUCCAAGUACGGCCCAAUCUUCACAAUGCAAAUGGGCCAACGAACCUUAAUCAUCAUCACCAGUGCAGAGCUAAUCCACGAAGCACUCAUCCAGAAAGGCCCAAUCUUCGCAAGUCGCCCACCCGACUCACCGAUCCGACUCGUCUUUAGCGUCGGUAAGUGCACCAUCAACUCGGCCCAGUACGGCCCAUUAUGGCGUACCCUCCGCCGUAACUUUGUUACCGAGUUGAUAAACCCAACUAGGAUCCGCCAGUGUAGCUGGAUACGCCAAUGGGCUUUUGAUAACCACCUGGAUAGGCUUCGUAAAGAGGCGGCGGAGUUGGGUUCUGUGGAGGUGAUGAGUAACUGUAGAUUCACCAUUUGUAGCAUUCUUAUUUGUAUCUGUUUCGGAGCUAAGAUUUCCGAGUCACGAGUUAAGGAGAUUGAAACCGUUUUAAAGGACGUGAUGUUGAUGACUACGCCGAAAUUGCCGGAUUUUAUGCCGGUGUUUUUGCCGCUUUUCCGGCAGCAGCUUAAGGAGGCGAAGGAGCUGAGGAGGAAGCAGAUGGAGUGUUUGGUUCCUCUUGUAAGGAGCCGAAGAGCCUUCGUGGAGAGCGGUGGCGGGUCGGAAUACGGGUCGCACUUGGGUGAUAUCAAGAUGGUGAGUCCGAUCGGGACAGCUUAUAUUGAUUCGUUGUUAAAGUUAGAACCGGCGGGGAGAGGUAAACUCCGGGAGGAAGAGCUGGUGACGCUUUGCUCAGAGGUGAUGAACGCUGGGACGGACACAAGUGCUACGACGGUGGAGUGGGCUUUACUACACUUGGUGAUGGACCAAGAAAUACAAGAAAAGCUGUACCAGGAGAUCAUGGACCGUGUAGGGAAAGAAGGGGUUUUGACUGAAAAUGACGUGGAGAAGAUGCCGUAUCUAGAGGCUUUGGUGAAAGAGACGUUCAGGAGACACCCGCCUAGCCAUUUUGUAUUGUCACAUGCGGCGACGAAAGAGACGGAGUUGGGAGGGUAUACGGUGCCGGCGGAUGCUAGUGUGGAGUUUUAUACGGCAUGGGUGACGGAGGAUCCGAAUGUGUGGAAGGAUCCAGGGGAGUUUAGACCGGAGAGGUUUUUGGAAGGUGGGGAUGGUGUGGAUGUGGACGUGACUGGGUCUAGGGAAGUAAGGAUGAUGCCGUUUGGGGUGGGGAGGAGGAUUUGUCCGGCUUGGACGCUUGGGACUUUGCAUGUAUACUUGUUGCUUGCUAGGAUGGUUCGGGCAUUCAAGUGGGUUCCAUACCCUGGUGCUCCACCUGACCCUACUGAGACCUUUGCCUUCACUGUGGUUAUGAAAAACCCUCUUAGGGCUGUCAUCUUCCCUAGGUGAUGAAUCCUCUCUCUCUCUCUCUCUCUCUCU